AUGCAGGUGCCUAAUCGACUGUCACUUGCAUUUUCGGACUUCCCUUCAAAUGAAGAUAUUUCCGUUAUGGAAAUCCCACACCACAUUGUCGUUGGUCGCGCGAGUGCCCCGACUUCCGACUUCUCUUAUGGUAAGUUUAUUUUAAGACCAUAGAUUACUCAUUUUUGUUAGUCGGCCUGCCCACCGUGGUGCUCGACUCUAAUAUCAUAUGAUAUUACUCGACGGGUCGGUGAGGCGAGAAAUGUUGAACAACCUUCCGUAGGGACCAAAACCCCCACUAAAUCUUUACCGCGAAUCGAAGUUCAAGUGGAGGCGAGUGAGAAGGACGACUGUGAAAGCAUUGGCGGCCGCAUAGGAGAGGUUUAUGCUACGCCAGCUAUUAUACAGCGAUGUCCUGCUGUUGUUGAAGACGGGUUUUGCCACGGUCUUUAGGUGCGGUUUUAGUCUCAGAACGAAGGCCAGAAUGUCAUGUAGUCUUUCAACUCUUACAAUUGCACCAUUGUAGCAGUUGGAGCAGUUCUCUGCCGGACUCGAGUUAUACGCAAUUGUUGACUUUUGAUGUACAGUCACAGUCCACAUUACACCGCGUCACCGUCCAUAGUUUCACAUGACACUACUGAUGGAAAUGUAGUCCUUAUAUUCCGGCAUACGCUGUAUCUCUACUUUUCGUUCUGGUGGAACCGACCUGGUAUUUGUCACCCAGUUCAAUGGCCGGUUAGUACUGGAAUACCGGAUUUCAUACUGCCAUGGAACUUCAGGAGCAUGCUUCCACCACCCCAGUUCUUAGCCUGUCCUUCCCGUGUCUCUCCGAUCCCCAAGGUAAUGGCCACAAAAAGGAUAUGCACUUCUGAUCCAAGAUCACGACGUCAUAGGGACGUCAUAGAACUACCACAUUUCCUAAGACUAUUGGUUUGCCACAGCUCUCCCCUCCACAUCAUGAUCACAUUUAUGUUUUUGUAAGCAGCCGUUUCUUCAUCGAGUGCCAUCUUAAUCGUUCCGCAACUAGUUUUCCACUUUUUGUUACCUGUUGAUGAGCCGGAUAACCAGAUCGUGAGCGUCCUGGGACUGUCCUCCUGGACUCUGUUAAGGGCAUCAAGAAUCCUCACGUGUUGUCGCGCAGUGUUGGAAAAUUUGUUGAUUUGUCUGAGGAAGCAGAAGGCUUCAACAGGCUUUCACUAAACGUUAGGCCGAUUACGGACGUUUAUGCCUUUCUCAUCUUAGUAGUCUAGAGAUCUCUGACAAGUGCCAAUCGUCACCAUUCUUAACUCCAUUUACUAUCCUACUUAUCAUUUGUUUUUCCAUUGUUGUCCCACGCAACUUGCGUGUGGUCCCUCUAGCAGUCUCUCUGCCUAACCUCGUAAGCUUUACUUGCCGUUCUUUCACAACUUUACGAAUAUACUCGUAUCACCUUUGUGACGACCAUUUUGCUAUGCUUUUAUCUGACCAAAGACUCACAAGGCAUGCGACCCGUUGCCGAGAAACAAUUACUCACUUUCAGAUAGUGUUGACCGUUGACAUUAUCCAUCUGGACUAUUCGGUCAUUGUCCCCCUGAUAUGGAUGCCGCGUGUAGACUGUUCAAACCAAUUUUGCUGUGUUCCAUGCCCACUGACGUUUGAGUCGACUGAUUCCUCCACGUUUUCCGUCCUUUUAAGCUAGGUUUUCAUUUCGUGUAACUGUUGAGACCGAGCAGAAAUGACCUAUAUUACACGUUGAUGCCACGCGACGUUGUAGGUAAAUAUCACUACGGGCUGAGCAUGGUUUACUUCUUCUACAUUUACUCGACUUACCUAGUCGACCUCAACAGCAUUGCGCGCAUCGCUAUUCCAAACGCUGCAAUUUUCAACGACGCAUAUCUCGAGUUAUGUGCACCGUCUUUUUCCAUGGCUAAUACCGAAUAUUUCGGACCCAGAACCUGUCUCAAAAUUGAACGAAUUACAUGGAGUCAGAUGUCAAGUUCAUCCCCCAAUUCACUGUACCCCGAGAAGAGGCGUCAUGAGAUUCAGGACAGUGCUACCGAGAGAAAAAAGACUGCACGAAAACUGUGCAUAAAUUAACGAGGCGUAGCGACCAAGGGUCCAUUAUUGGUCCAUAGGUGCCUAUGAGGGCGAGCAAAAACUACAGAAACGGCGGUCUCGGCCUCUGGACACUGUGUUAGCUUGUAACUAUUUAAAACUACUCAUUUCUUCAAGGUGGCAAACGUUUUGCACAAGAAUUGCCUAGCCCGAAAGUAGGAUGCUUUACUGCCUUUACCGCUUUUUUUCCAAAGUCGCGCUUCUUUACCCAUCAAGAAUGCUUUGCUAGUAUAGUCGAAGUUGGUCAGAUAAUAUCAAGGCGCAAGUUCGCUCUAACCAAUGACACGAUAGUUGUCAUCAAGCAGCUAGAACAAUCGAAAUUCCCAUCUCUUCAGUCUUUCGCUAGUUGCAUUUAACGUGCCACUUGUCCUCUCCCCACCCUUGCGUUUCUGUCACACGGACACAGUAUUUUUGCCAGCAGAAAUCCUCGUUUCUCUGACCGUGAUACUGCUAUAAAUAAGCUGUUUUUUCCACAUUAAUGUCUAAUAGGGGAUUUAUGGUCUUACACUUUAAAUUGGGAGAUUUUAAAAUGUAUCGCGAUUAAAUACAAGCAAAUGUUGCAAAGAAAUGACAGAACGUUUUUCCAAUGCAUCGCUUGAGAUACUACCUCAAGUCGGGUUCAUUCACCUCCGCCAUCCCGCGCCCUUGAACCGCUCGCCUUAAUAUGAAAUACAGACCAGCAUUCGGGUCGAGUUUAUGUUAAACGGUGUUAUUGACCCCCCAGCCCUCUCUAGAAGAGUAGAGGAGCUUUGCGACAAUCAUAUUGUGCUGAGUAACCCGUUUUCACUGUUUGGAGUUGCAUGUGGUUGACGGCUGUUUAUUACACGACUUGCGUGGCCGCACUUCCAUACCAGUAUACUCUGUUCCACGGCAGCUAUCUUCAUGUUAUUUAAUCGCACAUGCUAGUCAAUUUUCAUAUCCCUAGUUGUAGGUGCCAUUGGCACUUCAUAAACGAUUUGUUCGUUGUCCUUGUGAGUCCGGCCGCUCAUAGGUUUUCACAGUAAAGUUGUCUUCCGAUAGUAGUCUGUAGGCACGUACAUGCAGUGCCUAAUACCAACACUGAUGCAACAGCCCACAGAACGGAUUUGUGUCCUGUAAAAAGUUAAAAUGGCUUUCAGAUUUCAGAAGGCCAAACGCGCUAGAGGGGAUUUUAUGGUACCUUGGAAUUUAAAAACGGCACUUGUCAACCACCAGCUUAUUUACUUCACCGCGGGCUAGUAAGCUAGCUUCUAGGACAAGGGAAACGCGCUCGUUUUUCUCACACGCAGCGUAACCACUGUUCCGCAGCGAUGCAUACCAUCUGGGACUUUUGUGUCCGAUCUCAAUUGUCCCUCUAGCUGGGAAUCCUGCAUAUUAGAGCUGAGACCGGACAAGGACUAGCCGCCUCGUACUUUCCUGCGUAAGGGUCAGCACCAAAACAAAGUUGCAGUCAUCCAGGUCAUUGCACGCACCGUUGCCUACUCCGAUGGCAGCCUCGUGUUCGGUGGUCUAUUUACACUUCCACCACUUUGCUGGUUUAAAAAUGUCAGAGAUUCUCUAAGGCCUCUCUCGCCCCGCUCCUGUACGAAUCUGGAACUUCACUAACCCGUACGCAGUGGCCUAGUCACUUCAGUUUUGCAAUUUCCAGACAUUUGCAAUCUUGGUAUAUAAUUGUGCUGACCUGAGAAUGCAUCGGAAACUCCCUCUUGGCGAGCCUUUUUCAGGAUAAUUUAAUGUGAGUCGAGGCUUCAAUUGGUAUCUUUUUUCGAACAGAUCUGAACUUUUAUGUAGCUAGUGAAGUUACGCGAGUUUUAAUUCGCAUAACCCAAGUUUCGACUUGCAUAAGCCGAAGUAGAAUUCACCCUUUUAGUAUAGGGAAGUCCUUAUUAAUUUAGGCUCUCUGUCUGAGUAAGCAAAACUCGUCUCUCUAGUACCCAUUACAAUACUGAAAAAUCCCCUCGAUAUUCAUUUUGGGUCGUGCGAGCUUCAUAUGUUACUAUAGCUUCCGAAAAACGACUCCGAGAUAUAAACCCUCCAUCAGAAAGCGCACCGGGGACGCUGGGGACCCACGGAUGGUCCGAACCCCUCGCAGCCGUGCCAUGCAGCGGCAGACUAUCGGCGAACCACGCGUGUGGACUUUGUCAAGUAUGGUAUAUUGUACUAGCUAUGUGUGAAUUCCAGAGUAAAUUAAUUUCCAAAACCCAUUAGGAGAAGUGCAGCGCCCACGCGAUUUUCUGAGAUAGCAUGACCCAUCAUCUCCCGAUUCAUAUUUGAAUCAUUGCCAAUGAUUAACUCCGGGGCGCACGUUUUACGCAGAUUGGCAAUUUAAAGCCACUUAACUACUGUCUUUAAAACACAUUUAAGGAUGUCGGCCAAUUUUUACGAGUCUUGGUGUAUUCUGUGUUAAUGUACUUCCCCCAAAGACUCAAGCCGUAUUUGUAUGGAAUCAGAACAGGAGUUUCGGUUUUAAAAUCCGAAACCAAACUAACUUGAAUUUGGCACCACUAAAUCUAGGCACAGUGGAGGGAUACCAAUAAUAGACUUUUCGCAUCUGCUCGCGAAACAUACAAUAAUCAGAUGUUUACUGUUUGCAAGAAAGGUAACUUUACAAAACAUCAACUCACGUGGAAGAGAAGAUGCUAGUCCAGUGCCCUUAUUGCAAGCAUGUUUAUGGGGUACACAUGUAGGAGGAUCUAAUUGCCGAAUUGACGGUUGCACCCGGCACACUGCUGCACUAGAUGGCCAGUACGCGUCGCCCCAUCUGACAAUCAACCCUCAUCUGUGGACCAAUAAGACUCUUCGAUGCAGCAGCCUCCUCAGCUGGCCCUUCUUCCCCUACUGAGGGAAACAGGUGUGCGUACUACCCCGUGAUGCCUGUGUCGGUCAGCAGGGAGAGAACCGGUCGUGUUGCGACACAUACAGACGGGGUUUUAUGCACACAAUCUAUCGCCAUCGUCGACAUCUAUACAAUGGAUAAUGAAAGGAAAGGGGGAUCGGUGUUAUAUGAGUUCUCCUUAGUGCAAUCCAGUCCACGCAGAGGCUCUAUUUACCACCGCAUACCCACAACUAUUCUCUCGUUGCUCUAAUAAAAUACCCUGGAAUUGGAAUCGAACAUCAGACUGCUAAGAAGUCCUUGAACAAUUAAAGAGCGUGUGCCUGUGCAGAAGCAUCCGGGGGCACCAUCUGUGCGUUUUUGCUUGCUGGUAGCUGCGUACUCAACGUUACAGCAGAGUCAGACACGCAACAGAUUCUGGACCCCAUUCUCUCCGGAUACACAAACCUCAGACUGACCUGGGACCUGGACUCGCGGUCACUGACAAGGGUGGUCCCCGCGCUCCUUUUAGAUUUUCCUAGGCAACAGUCUCAAGGAUCAUAUAUGCUGAAGUCAGGACCUGGAUUUUCAAUGCUAGUUAUGCCUUUUGUAUGCCACAAUAUUUAGUAUGGGGCCACCGCGACUUCCUGAACAUCGGACUGAAGAGGUACAGGGCGCAAAGCUGGUUACGCCGCUCUACAGCGUAGAACCCCAGAGAGUACCAAACGUUUGUCUGACUUCAACUUCUCACUAUCGGUUUUAAUGUGAGCCGACAGAAGUGGAUCCCAGACAACCAGGUUGUAAAGUCUACACACACGCUUAGUGUCCUUGUAGCGUUUAGGCAAACCCAACUUGGAUGAUGUGGAUACGUCGUAAAGAUGCCAGCUGAAAAGAACUUCUAAAACGGCCAUUUUAUGGCGCUGCUGUCACUGGCGAUUGCAGACAAGGUGUACCGGAGAAGCGGUACAAGGGCCACCUUGAAAACCUCAAUCAGCUGCUUGUCUGCCAAUCAGAACUGGGAAAUUUAAACAGAUUGGGCAGAUGUUGCUAGAUUCCGUGAAAAAAGUGAAAAUACAAUCAAUAAGGCCAACUGCAUACCGAUUAAGGCGACGCGGCAAGAAUAUUACAUCGGAUUACUGAACAGCAACGCUGUCAACAUCUAGCACUUUCUCACGCGUCCACACCGCUCGUUGGCAUUAAGAGCUUAAUGACCUUGUAGGACAGUUUCUAAUCCAUCAUAACAAUCGUCUGGCCACUACGCUGACAAACGUUGCCCACAGCACACCAAACUGAGAGGCCACGCCAUUUGAAUCUGCAGAACUAAACACGAGAACAAGCAAACCAUGUUGGCUCGCCCGCCCGUGCGUUCGAGAUUGCACUGUGGGAUCCAGUGAAUGGGAAUCUCGAUCUUCCGGCUUGGGGACCUGGAUCCAUGUGCACUGUCCCAACUGCCACUUUACCUUGUCGGUUUUCGCAAUACUCCUACGCCUUUCUUGCUUGCUGGACGUCCACCCGCAGUCGUUAUUCCCCGUCCAAACAGCAGAAUAAUAAUCGACACUCAACGUCGCACACCAUCCACACACCAAACGCCAAGCUCCCCCACUCGCCACCAAAAUACUAAACAAUCUGUGGUUGAUGGCCAUCGUGGAGUACAACAGGUGAACUAUCAUCUGUACAAAGGGGACUAAGACGUGUCGGCCUCCGGACUUUCGCACUUGCGUGGUAACCCUCGCCGGAAGGAAUAAAAGACAGGAACAACCAAGCGCGACUGACUACCGCCAACGCUGAUGAAAACAAGGGGUAGAAGGUCCUUCAACAUGUCAAAUAGAUUACUUCCGGAUUUUUCAGCCUUCUGUGCAUAGGAACGACCUUUGUAGUGUCUCUUCGUGCGCGUACUCCUCCAGCAACGGAGUCGAGUCCUCCAUAAGGGACAUCUCCAUGGAUGAUAUGGGGGUAGAAUGGCUUGUCAUGCUACCGGCUUGUAUCAUUUCUUGAGCGUCUGUGUCUAAACUACAGAAAGGUUUGCUCGGUAGGAGAUUGACCGUGGUUACGACCAUUAUUAGAAAAUACAGAUGUUUACUUGUUCACUAUGCAAGGAGUUUCCCGCACGUUUUGACCGAUCGCCUCUCAAAUGCUUGCCUAAACAUUACUCUCUGCUCACGGGAAUCUGUGUACAGUCGCAGGGUAUGGGGUUCGGCUCGCAGUUUUAAUAAGCUGCACUUUAGUGUAAAUGAGGAGUGGCAAGGAAUUCCCAGGGUGGUCUUGCUAACCCCCCUGCGUAUUUUUUUGAAAAAUGUGAUCACUUUCUGGUUUUCCCCUUUCAAAGGUCCAAAACCUGCAGACACCUUCACACGUCCAAACCUUGAACCACCCCCCGAGACCAUGGUUCUGGGACAAGUAACCUAUCCAAGCAUUGACAGGAUCAGCCAUCGACGGAUUCCCACCGGCCCACUCUAUUCUAGUGAGGCCAGCCUCUUUCGGUAAGUAAACACAUUUGUCUUUUUACCCUGUCAUACCGUUCAGGUAUGCCAGAAUCUCGUAGACGCAGAUGUUCAUAAAUCUGUGUUCGUGCAUGUACUUGGUACAACUAUGAUCAUGCCCGAUCUGGCUGACCUUUUUGGUGUCGCGAAUUUCACCUCCUCACACGCGACGAUCUGCAGCGCAUAUCUGGAUUGCUCGACUUACCCUUUUCUCCACCGACGGAGACCGCAUUAAUGAGGCCCAGAACCACUUCCAUGUCUUGGAUGUCGAGUCAGGCUUUAAGUCGAUCUCCCAGGUAGGCAAGAGCACCAGAUCAAGGGUAGGAGCACUGAAUUCAUGAGACGGACGGCGAAGGACAUCCCCAAACUAGCUCAGUCAUCUUCCUUGGAUGCUCUUAGAUAUCCUCGCGACGUUGUCAGAGGGAGUGUGAACUGUCAUUAGAAACUAAGCCAAUGUGCCUCGCUCGUGAACUGUUUCUCAGGUAACAGUGGUCACUCACCUCCAGUUCUCGCGCAUCCUCCAUGCGCCCGGUUCAGCAUUCACAAUCUUAAAGGAGUUCUGACCGGGCAGUGGAGAUAUCUCUUCGAGUCCGUAGACACUUUCUACGGAUUGUGGAAGCCCCGCGAGCAGCGUCGAUCCAGGAGGCGAUAUAAUCCAUACCCCGUCCGUGCGGCAGUAGUCUCACCCCAGGGUAUUUGAAACUGUUUGCUUCAAAAUGACGGCCACCAAUCCCGAGGUGUCCCCCUAUUCUAGCGAAUAAACCAGAGUUGUAUCAAAACUACCAAGCGAUUUGUGAAGCUCCCUAAAAUUUAUGAUGGAGAGUUUAGUCACCACAACUGUCAGCAUCGUGUUUCCACUGGCGGUGGUCGUGAGGAGUCUUGUGGUUUCCUGUCCCGGCCGAUUUCAUUGUUUGACCUUUGCUCGAUCCGACUCUCCAAUGCAUGCUUACGUUUUAACCGACGACAGACAUGUUGAUGACGACCACAACCGCUUACAAGGCGAAGCAGAACUCGUGCAGUAUUGACCGAAUUCUGAAAUUGACCUCCUCACCGAACAUGGUUGCAUAUCUGAGACCUUGUCUAACCAAAGAUUUCCUGUUCCUUUGGAGACACGCGUGCGAGCCUCAGCGUGAGGAUUAGUCUGUAAUAAAUCAUUGGAAUGUGUUUCCGUUAUUCACACCAUCUCUUUCUUCUCCGCAGCAGUAAUCUCCCCAUUGACGGCGCUGAGCAGACCGUCGUAAGUGAAGAAAAGCGUCAGGGCAAUAACUCAGCCGCCCCUGAUGACACUGUCACAGUCGUGGCUACGGCACCGACCCUCGAUUCUCAGAUGCAAGACUUAUUACUGCGAAUCACCGCUCUAGAAGCAAAGGUCAAACAGCAGAGUCGACAUGAACUGAUUCUUCUCUUCCUAGUUAGUACUUACUUCCUCCUCAAAUUAAGUAGUUCCGUAUUCCGUACUUGAGUUAAUGCUUGCAAAUCCGUCUGAAAUCCCCUUAUUCUGCCUCACUCCCCUGCUGCAAAAGUAUUUGUACCCGUCUGUACAGUUCCCCCCCCCACUUACCUGUUUGUUUACUUUGCACCUAUUUAUGUAGAGAUCUUUUUUUUCUGAAUCAAAGCAGAAGAUGAGAGGCAAAGUGUUCAACCCGUCUGCUUGCGGUGUAACCUCCGGUAGCGUCUGUCAGGUCGUCAUUUCGUUUCAUUUCGCCUGCAACUGCACCAGUCUGAGGCCGUAAACACUUUUGUUAAUAGUAUCUAGCUAGAACGUCUACUUCUAAAGCACUGGGAUGAGGUCUAGUUCAUCGGCUCUUCUGCUCCGACACUGCGCCCAGACUUUCCUCUUUUUCCUAGAUUCGUUUUGGCGCCUUGGAAAAAAAGAGCUUUCAUGUCAAAACCGAGCAGAAGUAUGUCUCAUGUCGCCAGUUAGCUGCCCUCAGAUAACUCCAUGGACUGCUUAACAUCCGCAUUUGCCUACGAUGCAUCUACUACGGAUUCAGGAAGGUUGCAGUUUGUGUUUCUCUCACCGAAGACUGAACUGGGGUCCCUUUCCAGCGGUCGGUUAGGUCGGGUUUUGUGCAGCUACGGACUCAGGCACCGUAUUUUUGGAAUCAGUACCAAUUAAUUCGGCAGAAAGCGAAUGUUGUACAGCUGUCCCACUUGAAAACGACGUUUUUUACGUCAUCUUUAGUGCUCAUGUAUCAUCAUAUACCGUCGCGUGGUUACUGAGCCGGGAUAAUGCAUCUACCUCUCGUCGUCCUAUCCCUGGUUCUUUGUACACCGGUGGGCGUGUGAGCUCAAAUGGUUACCUGCACUUUUGCAUGCAUUUCACAGUUCUUGUACUUGUAUAUCACUGCGAGCAGUUAAUAUGUCCGGAAGAGUCUUAACGCUGGAUAUUGUACCAGAGGUGACUGCAAUCCCUAAACGACUCUGAGCCAAAAUAUCAGAGCUCAAUCAGCUCGCGAUCAGCACAAUUCUCCCCGCUUGCGAGAAUUUUGGGGUGGAAAUUGCAUACAUGGUCCCCCGGAUAGGACAAGAAAACAGGGAAGUCACCCACCCCUCCUCACAUGAUACAGGUGGUCUUGCGCUGAAUUCCAGGAAUGGUGCAUAUUGCCAUGUUCUAACGAUAAUCCAAGUCUUAACCGCAACCGUAAUAUUAACCCUAAGCUAAGUCCUAAUUACCCUAGAAUUAAAUGCAAAGUUAUUUGUGCUACAGGUGAUUCUUGCCCCCAUCCCCUGACGUGCGAGCUACAUGAGCAACUCCUGCCAGAUUUUGGCUUCUCCAGAGUUGGAGGUGUGGCCGCGACUUGCCCAUCGAGCCAGAACUCUAGGAUUCGCUUGCUUCUUUACCGCUAGUCUACGUCCAGUGAGACCUCACUUUCCGCCUGAAUUGUUUUUGUCCACAACCGCCAUGCUCGAGUCAUGGAAUUUACUGUCGUGCAGCGGAUCCUUUGGUCGCAUUGUUUAACGCCGGAUGGUCGCCCCCAGCCUGUCGGGUGGGGUGUGAAGACAAUUGAGGGCCUCCGAUGCAUCCUUCGUGUACCGGAGAAAGCGCUCGCCAAAAUACCUGACGCCCUCUUAUGCCAUUUCAUCCUGCACAAGUUGAUAGGGUAGUAUGGGCAGCCAUUCUCUGAAAACCAGUCGGAGGUCGUGUCAUUCGGCGGCACCUUUCGUUCCGGUAAAAUGCGUCUCAGCACGCACAACGACCGAGUUCGGUUGACCAGAAAUGAGACUGGACACGGGCUGAAGAAACGUUUACCUUCCGCCCCCCGCGUAUCAUAAAUGUCACGGUCACCCAUUUAGCUCGAACGGGAAUUCACUCAGACACUUCCUUGAGAUCAGGAUGCUCGGUUCUACUUUCGGCCUGAGGCUACGGCAACGUAGUAACCGGCGAUACAGUUGACGGUAUUUUCUCCAGAUGUUAGAUGCCUAUGGUGGUAUGGUUGUGGGGACAUGGUGUUUCAACAAGGUCGGUUCACUGGUCACACUAGACCUGGUUGCUUUACGCACGCAUAUCCGCAUCGAAGACCCCAUCGAUGUUCGGUUGUCCGAGCCGUCUGUGUACAGCGUAAAUCCCAACGGCGCCUGGCAUGCAAGGCACUGUGGUCCACGCGCGAGUUUAGAUGGGUAGCUCUUAAAAGACGCAAUGAGUGAUUGACCAGAUGGCGGUCAAAAUAUCAAUGGAACUGGCUAUCCCGACAACGGAGUUCUUCAACUAUCGCAACGGUUACUGGCACCCUUGGGAACGCACACCACACAGGAACUUAUAAUGCACACGCCGUAUGUGUUAUCUCCUCCCCCUUCAUACCUCUUGACUAUAUAUACAGCGAUUCAGCUGUCCUUUGGGUCAGGCUGCGUGGUACUGAUAGGCUAUGUCUGUUCAUCCGUCUGCUGAUUUGACGUUGUAUGCGCGCAAAUGAGGAAAGACCAGAGCCAAAUGUGCAACUGAAUAGUACGUUUUACAGUUUCAAGAACGAACAGAUCAACAAUUCAGUAAAUGGAGUACUCACUUGUAAGGUCACUAGCAGCCAUGUGUUUCUUACCUAAAACGUGUCCCUACCUGAACCUUGAGUCCUGGGGUUUAGGGCCAAGUUCUGUCGCCCACCUUCGGUCCUGUUCCGGACCAUGUUCCUGGACCCCACCACUCCGCUUAGCCGUCACGGGAUCAGCUGACAUAUCCUUCCAAGUUGCAGAUUUAUCUAGUCAAACAGGGCAGUACAAAUAAAAUGAGGAAUUUGCCCGGGGGAAAGGGGUGUGUGCUCAUUCAGACCGAGGUCGGGGAUCAGAUAUGGAGAUGCUGAAGAAGUGCGAAUUUUCUUUGCCCAGGUUUUGCAGUCAUACUAGUACUGUAAGCCAAAGGAGCAAACAGUUGUGAUAAAGCACUGAUGGGCUGCACUUGUCGCAUGACUGCAGAGUGACCGUAGGUCACCCUUGGGCAAUCCGUCAUAGUAUUUAUUGUAAGCAGUGUUAUCGCGACAACGGCCUAUUCGUCCACGCCCGGGUGCUAGCCCACCGAGCUCUUAGUAAAAGCACUGUGAGUAAGUGUCGCUGUGCCCUCUUGCAGUUCUUUGUCCUCCCCCCUAGUGCCCAAGCAGAUUUUCGGAUUUGCUUAGGAUGAGAGGGUCGUGGUGAUAAUUUACCAAUUCUAGGUCGGAGAACCACGAAUCGGACAGUUCAUAUCGCCGGCGGUCGUCUUCGUCCGUGGGGCCCCCAGGCAAGUCGAAUUUAAAGACGCUUACUGGUCAUAUCGACAAAUAACAGCAUAUCAUCAAAUGUUGCAUGAAUUACCGCACUAGCAGUACUAUUUAAAGGCCCAGAAUCAUUUUUCGCCGCUAUUAUGCUCCUGCAUGACACGGCCGCGAAGGGUUCGUCUCAUCAGUGAGCUCUCCAGAGUCCCCUUCAUACUUUCUGGUAGAUACUCCGGUUUUGGAAUUUCAGCUUUUUACUCUCCUUAGAAAUUAAUUGUCAACGUGGAGUAAAUCAUUCGGGAUGGGGUUUAGUAGGCCAUCAAGAAUGGGAUCCCGCUUCCUCCAUGCACAACAUAUUAUUGAUUGAAAAAUGUGCCUUUUCUACAAAUCUGGACUGCACACCUUAGUUGACCUGUACAUCUGUAAUCAUGAAGAUGUUAAUGACGAGGCGAAAAGAACAUAAAAAAUAUCAGUGUACUCCCCCAAGGGGAGAUGGAUUCGCAAACAAUUUAGUCAUAAAUUGACACAGUGAAAUCGCACGAAUAGCCGCUAUUUGGAACGCCCAACUGGAAAGCGGUCAUUCCAUUGCAAUCGUCGUCGUUCGAAUUCCAAGCUCUCCUUGUAGUCAUGUGAUUCUACCUCACUCUGGAUCGGUUUAAAUUUAUCCGUCAACCAAUCCGCUAGCUGAUUGUUGGGAGGACAGCAAAGUUCCGAAGCCAACCGGGCUGAAAACUUUUUAUCUAAUUGGCCACAUAAUAUCUGUGCCGACAGGCUUCAGUCUGCCAAGAUUGCCUUCCGUCAUGAAACCAGAAGUUCUUACUCAGAUUAUGCGAUCAAUUAAUCAUGCCUCAAUUUUAUUCGGAGCAUUUUUUACCUGCUAGUCUAACCUUGCUCUCGUCUAUUAAUUUUGAAUCAAUUUGUUUUCCUGCUUUUUUUCUUUCGCUUUUUUUUUAAAAUUCCCAUACUACUUUGUCUCCUUCCUUUCGGUUUGGUUCUCAGGACUUUAAUGUUUUGUCAUGACUACCUGAGCCUUUUCACAAAACGUGUUCUCAGCCUACCUCUGCUUGAUAAAGCCACAAUCCGGAAAUUACAUCCCCCAGUAAACCGCUGUAGUCUCAGGACGUUGGUAGCACGUCCGCAUACAACUGCUAGGAAUGGUUAGGUUAUAAAUGUUGUAAGUAGGUUUUUGCAUGCUGAUUACGCCUCUCCAUACUUCACAGUGAACUAUGUUACGACUGCGCACGGGAACCUCAGUCGGAUUUACAGACACCUAAGUAAUAUGCAGUGCCGUCCGUGAUUUAUCGGUGCUUACAUGAAGACGAUCCAUUUGUUUUCAAAAAGGACUAAACAGAAGUUCACAUAUGAUCAGCAUUUCUUAGAAUAAGGGAUGUCGGGAGCCUCCAACUUUGGCCGUGAAUUUAUUGGGCAAGGUCAUCAGAAGUAGACGGGGCAGAUUUUCAGGGUGAAUCCAGCAUGUCACAGUUCAUAAUUUCGCCUGUGAUUAGGCCCCGUACGUAUCAGUAUUUAAAUAUGUUGCAGGUUCAUCUAUCAAUUAGAAAGCCUGUUUAAAAAAUGUUGUUUCCUCUUCGAGGUCCGCACAUGUUAUGCACAAAGGCAACAGACAAAUAGGUAGGUGGAUAGGUAUAGGCAAGAGACUGUUUUUGAAAGGUAGUUCUGGAAUCACGCAUACUUUGUCAUAAAGGAGUCCGUAAGUAAGGGAGUCCUUAUAGCAGGCAAUUGAACAUGCACGCAGUGGAAAAGAGCGUCCAGCAUCGCAUAACUCGGUUUACUAAGCACGGGGUACUGGAAGAUGUUGCAGUAUUUUCAAUCACAGGGUAUCCAUAUAACCUGCUAGCAGCAAGUUGUUUCUUGUCGUUGUCUCAAGAUAAAGUCAUAUUCAACAAUUUGACAAUCGUAGUAACGCGAGAAAGCGCCGGUCCCUAUCUCAGUUGACACGUUAGUUACUUCAGGAAAAAAUCGAGCCCUUGUAUCCUGAUAGUACCGCCUUUAUAAGGUCGUUUUGUUCCAUGAAAACGGUACAAACAUAUGGCAAAUAUGCUCAAGUAGUGGCUUCUCACCGAGGGGUUGUCUUAGAGACUAGAAGGACCUGCCAUAAAUAGCAAGAUCCUGUUUAUCGACUUAUGCGAGACCAUUUUGCAUACAUGACAGCGUGGCAGCUCACUGUUUACACGAAUACCCAGAAAAGGGUUCCUGCUGGCUGUCAUUGCUCACUGUGGAAAUUGCUGCUAAUUAGGUAACAAUAGAGCGGAAUGUUGGGAGCUCCGGUUUUACUAGCAAUUGCAGAUAUGUUUCAGUCGUGAAAAAGGUCCAUUGAGUUAGCUUGACCCGCGUGUCAACGCGGUGCAGACACCAAGAAAUUUUUAUCGAUCAGGGACAGAAAAACUGCAGUGAUAUCGAAGUCCUCAUAUUCCGAAUUAAACUAUUUUUUGACACGUGCGAAAUCCGAGCGCGAACAGGUGGUAACAUAAUACUUGGUAAUCUGUCAAGUCUUGGUGUUUGCACCUUAUACAUUCGACAAGUGUCUUGCAGUACAUCUACUCCGUGAUAGAGAACGAUUUUUGCGUUUUAGAACAGCGUCACAUUCAGUAGUCAUUAUGUGUUUUGGACAUGGUGGCACAAAUUUGUGAUACGAGAAGCAUAGGCUUGUCGUCCGCUCUCAGGGCGCCAGUUGGGAACAUUUUAGUGUUCGGGCUGGUUCUAUGUUGUCGGGACCACAUCCGAAGUUGAGCAUUCUAUUCGUUGACUUUCGAAACGAAAGAGCUCUCUGCCGAAGCCUUGCGCGCUUUCUGUGCGCGGCUGGUGGUAGCUCUGUUGUCACAUUCAUGAAUCUACUCAAUGGGCAAUUAAUCGAUUCGCAGGGGCCGAGGUUUGCCGGCUACGAGUUAUACUAUUAGAGACACGGAACGGCAGUACGGUAGUAAUAAGGCAAUCACAACGGCGGCAGCGGCGGCGACAUCAAAGGACGUUUUGAAUUCAGUGGCGAGUUCCGGUGACGCUAAUUCUCAGCUGCCCUGAUUACAGUGCGUUUUGGAAUUGCCGGAAGUUACUCAGAGUGUGAUCCUCCAUAUGCCAUCGCAUCGCCUCCUUCCUCGUUCUCCACUUUUGGCAUAUUUGGCAGUGUGACUUGCGAGGUCGAUCGCCACAUGACAAGAGGUGGUUAGAUAGGUGUUUUGCAAUAAUUCUCGACUAUCUUUCUUCCCACAACAAAUGCUUCAACGCCCUGGUCUGAAAAUGGAGCUCUUGUUGCUGCAGUCGUAGACUGCACGCCGUGCAUCACAAAUGGUGAUGUAUAUUCACAAGUCACGAUGCAAUAUUGAGGGAGCGAAAAGUUUGUCUUCAAAACGGGCACCUUCCGGUUCGGCCAAUGAGUAACCGCGGCGAUGUUCCAGAAUCUGCGGCUGACCGCCCCUUAGCUGGCAGUUUGUAUUGCCACUUUUGCAAUGACGAUCAUUGAGGGGGUAUUGGGAAUGCGCCUCGAUUCCUGCUGAAGGAAACUAAUUUCGCGCUGGAAACCCCUAUUUUAAGUGCUUCACCUUAACUAACAGCCAAUCAUUCGUCAGUUGGUCGUCUGUUUCCGCUUAUAAAAGUUAGAGUUACGUGGGAAAGAUGACUGCCCCAGUGACUCGAUUGCACGAAUGGGCGUGGGGAGAUAAUCGUAUAUCUGUAGUGUGGGUCAGCUUGCCUACAUGUGGCCACAUGUUGAUAGGCAAUCAAUAAUUACAAAACCUAUCAUUAUUGGCAGAAGACUGAAAGCAUUGAAAUUUCAAAAGCACCUUGAAACUGGAGGGGUCGCCGUCGACAAUAAUCGCACAUAAAUUUGUCGGAAGAAAAGUCUUACUAUACACAACAUGGCAUUCUUGCAUUUUCGUCUAUCAAUUCUAUUCGGAUUCAACAGUCAGUGAGCGAACUGUCAAGAUGUGGCCUUUUGAAAACUUACUCCUCUGACAUCUUCACCAAUGACAUUAAGCGACAUCGUCUUUACUUUAGUCAACCGCAUCUCAAACGAUACAAAAAGCGGAAAAUGACGUCGAUAUUGCGCAAGAGGGUCUUGAAACACGUGCAGGAACAUUUAGCUCUUGACUUUGUCCCAGCGUUCAUAGAAGACUAAUUCUCGGGGGAUAGUUACUGAAAAUUAGUAUCAAGAAAAUACAUUUUGAAAGGUUGCUGUGCAUAUACCUUUUUAUUUAGUCAGUUAUUUACAUGGACAGGUAUUGAAUUCUUCUGAAAUUCCAGACUUCCCGUGUUUGAGUUUUCGCGUUAUCUACAUUUUCGCUUUUGGGAAAUUUUUUCUAAUCAACGAAAUAGUACUGGUAAUACUUCCAUCCCCAUUUUACCGGAGGUUAUUUACUAAUUGUUUGAUGUUUUAGUGGAUGCGUUCGGACUAGGUUCAGAUUAGUUAGCGAUUUUUCGUUAGUUUAGUCAUAUUCUGUCAGUUGGAUCACCAACUGUACAUUACGUUCUUCCAAUCCGCCAGUAGGGGACGAACAAUGACUACGUCGAUGCCGAUUCUCUUUUGCCUUCUGAAGGGAAGACGGAGGUCAAACAAUAGUCUGGUAAUUAAUAUGCACGUCGGAAACCGAUAACGUCUAAGAGUAGUAGUGGGCCAGUUACUGUUCAUCUAGAGAACGAAAUUCCGAUUUAUUCAACACACGCGUGCAACUGCGUCUCCUGUGCGCCAAGUAUGCACAUUUGAGCAUAGAGCACAAUCACUAGCAUCCACGUUGUAAUCCCGUCCCCAGUUCAUAGGCUACUAGUAAUUCAUCGCACUGAGCAGUGUAUGGGCUGAAGGUAUCUCCCUACCUUUUCAAGGUUUGACAGUUUUUUGCAAAACCAACAGAAUAAGGCCAUUUGACCUUCUAACUUCCAUUGAGCCAUCAUAUGUCACCGGUUUCUGCGUGACCUUUGGAGAUUCAACUCUGUGGGUGCACUGCUGAUCGGAAAAUCACAGUCUAAACACCGCAAAGCAUAUCUGUUCGUAGACUGUUAUCAUCUUGUUGCGGCACUGAUAAUCAUGCUAAUAGUGUGGCCAACCCUCGACACGCAAGUUUCAAUUAAGUAGUACUUGGGGACCGUUUUGAUAAUGAAAGGUACAUUGUUGUCAGAGUCUUAAAAAAGGAAGUUUUUAACAGCAAUUUUGAUUGUGGUGGCAACUUCCUACGGCAAGGACUGAAUACUUAGGCCCACUGAGAAAAAAGAGUACAGGGACUCCUGCAAUAGGGGAAGGAGACUAGUAUUAGUUUUGCCGGUAUGGCAGAUUGCCGGGACAAAUAACGGAGUCUACGAAUGGCGCUGAGGUAACUCGCACUUCUUCCAUAUGUUUGUUUUAAUACUCCAACGAAAUGCCGGAAGGGGUCGCGCAGUUUGGAAUAUGCAAACUGAGGGCGCGUAAACGAACGGCAAACAGGUAAUCCAAGGUUACUGGUGUUAAGAAGGCCAGAUUCGGCGGGACGGCACGGGCACGCAAUCUUAGCCUUAAGCCUUAGCUCAUUUCUAACCCUUUGUCCAAGCGUAGUCUCCAACCCUACUCUAUCCUUAGACCCAAACUCAGCCUGAGCCAUUAACCCAUCCCUAAUUGCGAAACCUGAACGUCAUCUCUAAGUCCUUAUCCAAACCCUUAACGUCCUACCACGAAUAAACCCUUGCGUAACGUACCUGUCUUAGUCAAAUAAGUGUGUGUGUUAUAAUAAUGAAAACGUGGGAUUACACUUUCGAUCAUUACCCUUUCCACUUGCCAACGAAAAUAUAUAAAUGUGACCGUAGGCGUUUUGCAGUAAACAGGAGUGUAGAGCUCAAUGGGGCCACGCCAUCCUUAGGUGUUACGUCCCUUCCAGGUGGUUAGUUAAGUUUGGUGGAUUCUGUUGCUCUCACAGGGCCUUUUAAUACCACUCUUUGGGAUUAUAACAGUCACAUUUUAAAUUGGACCGACUAGGAACAUACGAUUGUCAUUAGAUAAAUAUUAGCCUACGCACCCAGAUGGAUUACAUCUAAACAGGGAUUUUUCAUUUGCUAGUCUUCUCCAAAAUGAGCGAAAACUUUGCCCAUGUGCACUUAGUCAAUCCAGGAUAAGGAGUCCAGAGACUGGAACCUGAAGCCAUUUACAUCUGAGGGCGGGAUAGAUACCUGCUAGAAUAAUCAUGCAAGUCAAAAUGGCCGAUUAAACGUCAAUUUACUCCAGAUUUUGGGUGUGACCAGGUUCGUAAAAUGAGCCGAGACCAAAACGGAGGCCGCAUUGGGCUGCGACAUCUGAGCAGUGAGUGUGCUCAGAGAAAUACGAUCAUCAGGCCAAGUCCUGAUUAGCAGAAGACAAAAGGUACAAAAAGGAGGAAUUUGUAAUGCGCAGAAUGUCCAGUUACGGCCUCGGGCGACAGUUUCAACUGGCGAGGCCCGGACUGGUGUGGACUUUGUCCAGUCACGCUUGAGAGAUAGAUGAGACAGUGGUGAGAGCAGCUUUAAUAGGUUUGUGGAGCAAGUUCAAGUAGUGUCCAGUCGGUGUGUGUCUCACUACCUGAGGGGCGAUGUGUUUAAUGGCCUGUGUUGCAUGAAUUUGCCCCUAAAACGGGCCACGCGGUAGAUGCGCUGAACCAGCACAAAGAUUGGGGUCCGGUAGACGUAAUCGGGAAUGCGGGGCCACGACAAAUGCCAACACUUGGGGUGAGGCGGCACGUCCAUUGCAGACUCAUGCCGCACCAAAUGGGAUCCGACUCAUCUCUUUUUUGAAUAAAAUCCCGAUCAAUGUGCGUUGCGGCUUAGGGAGCGCGGGCUUUCGUCAUACCAGCCAUCUGCGCCCUCUUCCGCCUCCGUUCUUCUUGACUUUCUAAGGAUGACGGGCCCGGAUGGGAGAGGAGAGAGUGCGGUAAAUGCAACGAAAGUCUGCUACCGCGUAAAUCACCUUUUCUGCUCUCACUGCUCUGAAACACACGCUGGACAUCGUCGGUCAGGGCGGUCGGGCUGUCGUGAGUAGUGGCUCGUUAAAAUGGCGCAUGGACAGCUGCGACGGUCAGGACGUAUGUGUCCGACUUUAAGUCGAUUGAGUGACCAGGAGUCAGCGCGUCUGAGAUUACGGGAGGUUUGCAUUGCUGUCAGGACUGUUCUGUGUAUUUUGAACUCCAAAGCAAGUAAAGUUACUGUGCAAUGGUAUUGGUCAGCCUUAGCUCUCAGGAAUUGGAGUACGGUCACAGCAAAUCCGUGGCAGAUGUUUACUGGGCUGUUCUGCGUCUUUUAGCGUUCUUAACAAUUGUUGUAAAUGCGUGUAUUACGCUGAGAGCGCGGCCCAGGCCACGUCCAACUUAUUUUUCAGUCUGGUGGCAGGCGGAAACGGAGAGCGAAGCUGAUACCAGGGUAUUCGACUCAGGAUAGUCCAACACAUUCCUCCCUAUAAUAAGAUUAACAGCCAUGACUCGGGAAGUUUCCAAGCAACGAUUCGGUUCUACAUUGGACGGCGGGUCAGAAUACCGUGGCUUCCUAGUCUUACCUUUAUAAAAAUGUAAAACAUCCCAAAAAUUCAAGAUCCUUUCGGCGAAGACUGAAUUAUGCGGAUUUAGAGACUGCCAACUUCGUGGUACACGUAACAUUCCUUUUGAGCUUUGUGAACGUGUCGAUCUCGAUUCACGUUGACUGUGUCAUAUCACUGAAAUGUGAUUGUAAUAGAAAAAAAGAGUAGGUAGCAGAUGCCGUGCGAUUCUGCCCUACUAUAGACAAAUUCGCAUGCGUCAUCAUUAGGAUACUGGUGACCAUCUGUACAUACGAUGGACAAAAAAUCAGGUUCAGUUAAUUCACCUAUUCGCGUUCACAAACAUAAUACUCUUCCCAGUUCCCGUAAGGAAUGGCUAUCAAUCGCAUAACAUAAUACCGACACAAGUGGAUGCAGUGACUGCGAUAAUCGUUCUCCCCCAUGCCUGGAAAACUUUGCUGGCAAUAUGGACAGAAACAGUUUAAAAGUACACACAGAAAAAAACUUAAAGUAUAUACAAGUCAAGCCAGAGACAAGGGAGGACCUCGCCUCGAAUCGGCCGGCAUGGAGAACAGCCAUAAAGACUGCAGUUGCAAUCAGCGAAAAAGACUGGAUCGCCAGUGCUUAAGCAAAAAGAGCUACUCGCAAUUCUCCCCCGCGUAGAUCAACAAUUCGAACGGCCAACAUCUCCCAUCAUGUACGUAAUGUCAACAAACCUUUCAGGCACGGAUCGGUCCCGUCAAACAUUUCAGGAUCAAACGCACUACCAACGUGGCCUCUUCUCUCCCCGUCUCAGAAAGCACCUCUACCCUCAUCCCCAUUAGUACAACCCUCAUAACGUCGAGGAACACCACGACUGUCGACCAAACUUCCGAUGCUCCGUCGUUUAGCACAAGUUCCACCGCAAAUACUACAAGCUCUGCACCGGCGGCGGCGAUGACAAUGACCACCACCACCACCACCACCACCACCACCACCACCACCACCACCACCACCACCACCACCAUCAUAGCCGUCCCUCAAAACAGCAAUGGAAACUCGAUCCCAACCUGUCCCAGUUGCGACCGCACAUUCGUAUCACACAUUGGCCUGGUCCGUCAUUUGCGAAUUCGUCGCACUGAGACCGGCGAACCAGUGUCUCGAGUACCAACUUACACCCCUAGCACCUGCCUCAACUGUACACACUGCCACGCACAUUCGGUCACUGUAUGGGGACGGCUUGGCCAUAUUCGCCUGCAUAGAAAUUGGCGUUGAAACACCACAGUCCAACCCCUAUCAUCGCACAUCGCACCCUCCCGCCUCCCCUUUGAACUCACACACCCCCAAACCGUAAAAAACCCGCCUCACAUCUUUUAUCACCUCCGUAGAAAAUGCAUUUCUCAGGCAAGUCGAAAGCGGCUUCCGUGCUGUGCCCCAGUGCACGAUUUGAUCAGCCGUUAGUGUGUGGCACACGCAGACGGACAAUGGUAGCUCUGUCAAUCACUGUGUCCCCAUCCCGUUACCAACUGAUUGUCAGGCUCGUGCAGUCGAUUUGUGCGCUAGAGAGGGGAGAGGGAGUUAAGUCGACUUUGGGAAUUCCGUCGCCACAGGACUUCGGCACAUUCCUCACUACAGUAAAACUGACGCGCUUUGAAAUUGCCACGACACGUUAAAAGUCGUGAUAUGGAAGUCUGCCGUCUGACGGGACAUCUUGUCCCUUGUGACCCGUGUGUGUAAGGAAUAACUGAAUGGCGGAAGCCGGGUCAAGCUGCAAUAGCUUGUCCUUAAUUUAGCUUAUAUGACAUGCCCACUCGGAUGGGAUUCGAAGUGCCCUUUUGCCAGAUCCUGCUGCAUUAAUCGAUGUCCAUCUCGUGCGCGGCACGCGUAGACAGACUGUUUAGCUUGUUGUCACCAUGAAGUACUUUAUGCACAAGUUUCCGCCCGACACCCAUCGAACUGUGGAGCACAAAGUGGACAUUUUCGUUAAUCGAGGUCGAACUCUCCGGCGCAUUUAUUUCAGUAUUUGUUCAUGCGUGGGUAGAAAACAGAAGGCGGCAUUUUAUUAUUUGCCUAGUUGAAAAUUUUGACCAGACACCUUAUUAAGUGUUUCGUGAAUUUGGCGAUCAUUUCCAACGUGCUGAAAGCCUUGGAAUUCUAAGCUAAGGAAUUCUAUUUUUUCCAUGCUGUUAACUUUUUUAUGCAAGUCACUUGCAUUGGCGCACACCUCCCUUUUACCACCGUCUUUCGCUACCGAGUUGAUAUGCGCACAUGGCAAGAAUAUUAUCGUCGUAAGAUUUUAGGUAAAAUACCUUCAAGGCACACAGUUGCCAAAUAAAGACUCUCCGGAAGAAAACGUUCAUGCUUUUGUAACCCUAAAGUCUCAGUAAUGCAGAGUAUAUACAUUCACCCUACUCCUGGUUUUUUGUAUUUUGAAGACCCAAGACUCCCCAAUAUGCUACGUUUGUGGCCGAUAAAGAGUUCCAUCGGUUUAUAUGGCGCUCCAGGAAAUUCUAACUCUCGCAAAUAUUGGUCGAGUUUCGAUUGGUCAGUGGAUCUGACAGUGUGACCCAGUCACUGAGAUCUAAUUUUGGCUAAACUUCAAAUAGCAGCAGCAAGUCAAAGUUUUGCUGUGACCGAAUGGUUCAUUUACAACAGUUCAUAUCGUCAGUCGGACUUCCACAUUCCUAUACAUGGUCGGGAAAGCCGCUUUUUCAGCCUGGUAACUGACUGAUCCACCAAAUUUCGUUACGCCUGAAGUUUUUUAAGGGUUAGGCUGUGACGAAGUUACGCCUCCUAGGCCGACGUACCCAACCAAUAAGCACGCUGCACAAAGUCAAAGUCUAUUGGCUAGCGCAGCAGACAGCUCUCGAUAAGCUAGCAGCUUGCCGUGGCAGCUGUUCGAAAGAAAGGAAAGUCGGACUGCCUUUAUCCUAGGACGUCACCGAGUCCUCAAACUUCGUAUAAGUCAGUAAGAUUUGCAGGUACCUCAGAAAGCAUCUUUGUGACCAGCAGAUUGGAAGGUGAGAGCUGCUUUGUUGCGUACAUGGCCGUCGCAGUGCUCUGUGGGCAAGUAUGAUAGAGAAAGGUGCGGUCUCUUCAAAUUACGUGAACCAUGUUUUGCCUUUUAAAUUGGCGUGGCAUCUUUGUAACCGGGGUUGUCAAGUCCUACCCCAAAAAUUUGUGCAAAUUUUCGAUCUGACUGAUUUGAGCUUCAGCCGGUAAACCGCAUCCGCCAAAAUAUCGAUAAAAUGUAGUUUGAAUAGGAAUCUGUUCCGACAUACCUCCAACUCGGUUACUGACUAUAAGUUCAGAAACGUGUUGUACGUUUUUGUCCGGCAGCACUACACGGCUACGCGGAGCUCAGCUUGUUCGUCAUCCCUCUCUCCCCCUAGCAUACCUCUUGUGGUUUCUGGUAAACUUUACCUUUUGAGAUUUGUAGGAUUUCGCCAAAUUUGACAUCGUGUUCCAUCUCCAUCCCUCCAUUCGAAGAUUCGACAUUGCGAAUGACAGGUGAAGGUCCUUAGGUGCCCCACAGAGCCUGGUUGGGUGAAGUAGUUAUGAUCUAUUUAUUAGAAUCAUAAAAGCGUGGUUUGAGUAUGAUCUGGUACAGAAGAAGAAUUAAAAAAUGAGAAAGUAGAACAUUGUAUUUAGCUUUCAUAUACCAUACCUGGAAAAGGCAGCUCAAAACGGGCUUUGAUAUUUCCACCUACUGUAUAGACAACCAGUAAUUAAUAGGAUAAUCAUGUCAUGUCUUGUUUACAUUGUUGAGUGUUGAGGAAAGACUAUACCUUUGUCCGUGAGACAGAAAUUUUACUUAAAAGGUAUGUGCUCGUUCAUGCGGGAUUAACGGCGGAAACAGGCUGAAGAGACCCUUGAUUCCGAAACAAUGAAAGGGAGAGCGGCGAAAAAACCUAUUAGGAUGCAGGUCCAGCUAUUGCUAUUUGAUUAAAACUCUAAUAUUGGCCGUUAAACUUUGGUGUUGUGAGAUGUACAUUUAUUUUCCCCGCGAAGAAUGACAAAGGCAAAAAUUACAAAUUCACGUUACUCAAGAAAAUUGGGUCGGAUUCUAAUGUUUGCUUCAUUUUGACAGUGCAAGACGGGAGGGACGAGGGAAUCCGUGACGCAUUGCCGGCAAUGAGCUGUCAAUUUAAAGUUAAAAUUAUUAACCUUUUCGUUAUAGUUUAUUUUGUUCUUGCUGUCACGUGAUCUUCCAUCUCGACUUCUGUUUUCUAGAGUUGAAUAGCACGGUUUAUUGACAAGCACGUAAAUUCAACAGGGAAGAGAUGCACUUCAUUGGCAGGUCACGAAACCGGAAAAAAACUUCAAAAUACAAGCUACUCCACUUUUCAGAUGGCAGUCUCACGUGUCAACUCUUAAGUUGAGAAUCGGGUAGAGCAAGCUAAAUUAGCCGAAGGUUAAUUGGCUCUGCCGGAAGCGCCCACUGUGUUUGGGGUCAGGCAUUAACUUGAUGUAAUAAAUAAAAGUGAUAUGAAGAAUGCCCAUGUUGGGUGAUUAUACUUCAUUCCAGAAGAACUCGACAACUAUCCACUGGGGGGGGGGGGGGUACGGUAGAAUUGCAAUCCAAGUUCAAAGCACUUUCGAAUUUAAAAGUAUCUCACGCUGGUCACCCUUCUUCCAAAAAGUUGGCAAACAACUUUCCGGCUUACGUUUUUGGCGAAAUUUUAUCUUCCCUUUCUCUUAUACCUUGACUUAAAGCUCAUUUCUGGUUAUCUCCCAACAAAUUCCCAUAAUUCCGUACUUUUUCAAAACCAAAUUCUUGAAAGAUGUACAAAGAUUACAUUUCUUCGAGCAUGCUCUGUAUUUCACGAAAUAUUCUUUGUUUCAUUCUGCAAACUUUUCGCAAUGGCGUUCGGUCGUUCAUCAUGCAGCUAAGCUAUACAACAUCCUCAUUUCCGGUUAGUUAUCUUCUUCCCUUUCAGGCCUGCAAUGUAACAGGGAAAAGUGUACUACAUAAGACCUAUGUGCGUACACUUAUCCCAUUCGAAACCCUUUCGAAUAUCUGGAAGCAAAGGUAACGACCACCUAGGCACUGGAAAAACAGUAUAACAAAACGAAAAGAGACGUUCACUGGGAGAGGUUUUUGGGGGGAGGGGUGCUCUGAUGUCACGAGGGGUUAUUUCCCCUACCCAUUUUCAGAGAUUAGAAAUUCACGCGCAUCAAGUACAGUGAGCUAUACAAUGAGACCUGUGCGCAUGACGUCCUGAUUUCUGAGGAUGGAAUUAACGAAUGCCUAUCGUCCGCGGUUUGAAUUUUAAGUACCAAGAAGUAUAAUUUUAAUAGAUUCCCUCACUGGAAACGGUUAGUCCUCCAUCAAAAUUUGGAUUAUAAAACGCAUUAUUACCUACUACCCUUCGUCUAGCAGUCAAUCGUUGCCCUCAUCGUACGACUAGGACAAUUUUCUGCAAACUCGAUCAUUCUGCUGGAAAACUGGGCCUAGUCAACACAGUCUAGCAAUCCUACAUAUCGUCUCGAGCUGCCCGUCGUAACUUUAGAAAAGGACCUUCUAGAGGCUGAGUCGAUCAUUCCUACACUGCUUGUUGAGCUGCUUGGAUUUGGACAUUUGGCAUUUUACCGAAAAAGUCUUAGUUAGAACGUUCUUAAGGCCCUGCAUUCUCGAAACAUUCCGACACUGCCAACCAUGCGCACAGUCCCCCCUGUAUUUGGUCCUAGACAAAGUUUUUUCUUCUGUUCCCGCAGCUUGCUACUUUUCCAUGAAUUCACGGCAUAAUUGAAGUGCGUACUGUCGUCACAAAGUCUCCUUGACUGUAUAGACGCACCAAAUGCAGGCCAAAACUGUAGUGAAUGUCAGAUUCUGGCUGCCAAGGUCAACUAUACUGAGGAAGACAUUACAGGGAUGAAAGCUUAAUUGUAAUGCUGUCUAGACAAAGCUUAUGAUACAAAUUUGCCUACUGGACGAGUAACCAGAAGUACGGCAAAAGUACGCCGCAUAAAAGGCCCGCCAGCACCUAUUAUGGCAGCUCCAGAACGAAUGGUUAAAAAGCGAGACAGGAAGGAAACCAAAAAGCUCAGGAGAAAAAGAAAUCGAACCUUAAAAAGGCCAAGAAAAACGAGUGGCUACUUCCGAAAGAUGCCUCUGAAGAUGCUGAAACAGAGGCAUCGACGAGCGUUCCGUCCAUCAUGGUAAAUUUCGUGUGUCCAAGCACCUUUGAUGACUCUCAGAAAAAGUUAGAGAUCUAGUACAAGCGACGGCAUCGAGUCAUCCAUCAGAGCCACAGACUACUGUUCACAGUCUUCUCUGUCAAACGCUUCUUCCAUGUUUGUCAAAACUAGAGUCAAGCUAACAUACAGCGUAAGCUCAGCUGCUCCACCAUCACCAGCGCAUAGUGCCAGAGUGUUACGCCAGUUAGGGAACGACACCUUCGUAAAAAAUAAAAUAGAAGUCAACAGAGAAAAAUGUCUCAUUAUGCAGGGGCUCCCUGAACCAGGUAAAAAUACCCCCAUGGAGCGGGUUCCGGAAGACCUAUCAAUCUUCCAAGGUUUCCUCAAUCAUAUUUUGGAAUCCACUGAGGCAACUGCAGUAAUCAAAUCUGCUUAGAAUUGUGCUGACCAGCAGUGACCAAGCCAGUUUCAUUCUUUCCAGACGAUUUAGGACUAAAUGCCAAACUCAGUCGUUUUUCAGAGGUGUUUUGGCAGAUUUCAAAUAAUUCACCUUGACCAAACUGUGAAACGCUCGGUGCUUCGGUGGGACUCGAACUCACGACAGCAAGGGAAGGCUUUAGUACAGCCGACGUUCUUACCAUCUGAGCUACGAGGUCCAACCGGACGACACGAAUUUAAUCACAUUUGGUCAAGUUUACCCGCCAAACCUACUGCAACGUCUGGGAUCCACCAAAUCUGAUACAGUAAGCUGGCUGCCCCAGCAGGAUUUUCAAAGUAAUGCAUUUAGAAUCCACCAGAUGACUACCAGGCUCAUGUAAUUCCGAGAUGUUUUUGUAGAUUUCAAAUAAUUCACUUGCUGUCGUGGGUUCGAAUCCCACAGAACCACCGAGGUUUUCACAGUUGGGUCAAAAUGACCCAGUCAUCUUUAUUAACCGGGUCACUCGCCAGCGGAACGGCUGCAACGUUGUCGAAUAGUUCUGAAACAAAGAAAAAGUCUCAGCGAAGGGGAGGGCCAAUUACUUAUAUCCAACAACCAAGUACAGCGGCGUUCGUCAUUCAUCCUUGGAACAGGUGCGGCUCGAACGACCGGGCAGCUGACAUAUUAAGUGCAGGCGCCAACCAUAUUAUAACCACCGGUAGUCUAUUGGUGAACUCGUUGGUCAUCCCGCGGCGGCACCUGAGUUCGAAUAACCAUAUCUUUCGUCAACCGGAAAUCAAAACUUAUGCACACUAACAUUCAGGGUUUGCUAUCAAAAUCCGAUGGGCCGAAGAUCCACCUCUGUGAUCCAUCCCCUGGCGUAACUGCUUUAAUAGAAACCUGGUUGACCCAACACAUGGACGACCGCGUGUUAACCCAGUCUGUCUACCAGCUGUUAAUAAAGGACAGUAAAGGGCAUCAGGGAGGAGUACUCACGCACUUGAAACAUGCAGUAAAUGUAUCAGACAAAACCGAUAAAUUUUAGUGUACUUCCGAGGCAAUCUGGCUACCUAUUAAUGUGCCGAGCACACCGACGCUCUAUGUCUUGACAGCCUAUCGACCGCCAAGACGCGAUCACAUCGCCAACGUUGGAGGAGCUCGAAAAGUUUGCUACACGGCCGGAUAUCCUGACCAUGAGUGACCUAAAUGUGCUUCAAAUUGACUGUAGCUUGGCCCACGCAAAUAGCUCAGAACAGACAUUCGAUGGGAGUUUUAUGAGCGACACUGAAGUUAUUUCUAACUCAACACGUCACGUUUCCAAUUAGAGUAUGCGAGGGCUGAAGGGCCAACUGCAUUGACCUUGUCUUGACGAAAUCACAGGACGGCAUUGAUGAGGUGUCAUGCCAAUCCCUUCCCUAGGUUAAGUGUCCACGUCGUUCUACUAUGGAAUUUCUCGCCCUUUUCUAUGACCGAGAAACCCAUGAAUGUUAUAAGAAACAUUUGGCGUAGGGAUUCGGACCAAAUGAGGGCUUAAAUUGUACGCGUUGAGUGGAAGCCCGUAUUUGGUGGAGACGUGUUCGAAGACUGGCAACGGUUCCGAGAAGUACUUCACAGGUUCAUAGCAAACCGCUGUCCACUUCCACUAAAUAGGUUAACAAACAGACCUCGACGGCUUACACAGGCCUUGAAGAAUGAAAUGAAUAAAAAACGAAGGUUGUGGAAAAAAUCCCUUUCUGACAGGAGCCCCAUGUCCAUAUGUGAGUACAAAGUUCAAGGAAAUCGAGUCAAGGGACUUAUCGUCAAAACUAGAAGGGAUUCGAACGGGAUCUGCUUAACCGUGCCUCGGAGAACCCUAAAUUAUUCUACGGUUACAUAAGGCAGUGCACGCGGAACAAAGACCCAAUUCCACUGCUAAGGACUGCUGAAGGUGAAAAUCUCCCUGAAGAUAAAGUGAAAGCUGAUCAUAUAUCAGAAAUUUUCGGUCUGUUUUAGUAGGGAAACUGGACUUCGAAGAGGUUGUAGCAGCCGCUCCAGUCCCCCUUUUCUCCGGCUCCGUUUUGUCGGUCGAUGGCCGCGUCAAUCUUUGCCAGGCUGCGGACACACGACCACAGCAUAUGGAUAAGACGAAUGUUAGUUUGCUUGGAAAAUAUUUGUCCAUCUCGGCUCCUCAACAAUUUCGAGCCAAAUUUUACAGGCUAAAGUUUUAAUAUGCACUCUUCAAUAAUUCCUUUAGAAGUUCUCUAGGAGUGCGCUUUUGAAAAAUAUAAGCCCUUUAUAGUGAAGAAGAAAAAAGAAAAAAUGCGUUUACCUUUCUCGUUAGGGUUCGAACCCGAUUAUUGCCUUUCUGAAACAACUGUCGAUAUCAAUAGGACACAGAAGGAAGGGUACAUAAGUGAUUGCACAGUACGAAAGUGUUUUUAGAAACUUAGUCAUGUAAUGAAAGCCUUAAGGAAAUCAACUGUUGAAGAAAUCCCGCGUCAAAGUGCUAGAGAAAUGGCUGAAACACUUGGUGUCAGUAUUUCAACGGUAUCCGGUCACAUAAUGCAAAUCCGCAAGGUGAAGACCCCCGAAAAAUAAGUCCUUCAUGAAUUAUUUGAAAAUCUAAGACUCAGAAUUUUUGAAGUCUGACGCUUUUUUGUGAAACAUUAGUGAUCUUUUUUUCUGAUCUCACAGUGACGUGUGACAAAAAGUCGUUUCUUCGCAAUAAUUGUAAACGAUCGAGGUAAUGGCGUGAUUAUGGAGGAGCAUCCAACUCCUUUCCUGAAACCUAAGUUGCUUCGGCAGAAGGUUAUGGUGACUGUCUUAAAGUCUGGUCUCGGCGUUGUCCAUCACAGCUUUUAUGAGGCCAAAAAGAGCAUUGCAACAUAGGUUUACUGUAGGCAAUUCAAAGAAAUUCACGACCACUUAUGAGAAAUGAAACCUACACCAGUGAAUCGGCGUGACCCAAAUCUGCUCCUUAAAAUCGCACGCCCACACUUCAACAAGAGGACUCUUCAGAAAAUCAAUUACUUUGAAUUCAGAACUUCACCUCAUUCCCCAUAUUCUCCCGAUCUUUCACCUACUGACUGCCAUUUUUCAAGCAUCUAGACAUAUUUCUCGGCCAAAAACUUUCAAGAACAAGACUAGUGUGGAAUCUGGUUUCCAUGAUUUCUUAGCAUCAGUCCCAGUGAAUUUUUACUGACGCGGCGUAUAUGAUCUUGUUCGUCGAUGACAAAGAUGAUUAGAUAUAAGAAAUCAUUGGUUAAGUAAUUGCGGCAUAUGUAGGGUUAAGUCUUUUGAGAGAAAAUGUCUGUUUUCCAGACUGGCCAGUAUUUUCGGAACAACGUAAUAUUUUGAGCAUAAGUAUUAAGUGGCCGCUGGGACGCUAGAUAGUAAACAGUUUCACCUAGAGUGCACUAAGAAUGCAUGCUUUUAGGUAUGCUUACCCCAUACGUACACAAGUAGUGAUCUUUCGACAGUAUAUAUACAUUUUACGUACUGACCCAAUUUGAUCAGGAAUAGGUAAGGGCCAGUGGAAAGCAUAUUUGCAUCUCUGGCGGCAUACUUGAUGUGCUUCCGAAUUUUGGGAUGCAAAACAUUCAAGGUCGUCAGGCAUAACGAAAUGUUUCGGCAAAAGCACUUAUACGAGACGUUUAUACGUGUAAGCAUAAUUACCAGGCUGCUUAAACACAACAUUCUGUCUUUUCCAUACAUCUCUCUUCCAAAGUAUAGUUCAAAUUCCCUGGCAAUUGAAUUAUUUCGUUUUAUAAUUCAGGUGGGCAUUUUAUUGAUCCGUUUAUGUUGAAAUUUGUCACUGCACUUCUCUGGUUUUGCUACUGAAGGAAAUAAAUAAAAAGCUGGGUUUUUUGUAAAACCUUGCCGUAGCGAAUAGUUUGAUUUGAUGUUUUUCCAGGCUUGCAGCAGCCGCUCCAGUCCCCCUUUUCUCCGGCUCCGUUGCCAGGCCGCUGACACACGACCACCCCCGCCGGCUAGAACUGGGGCCCCUCCUGUCCAGCUGCAGUGACUCCCGGCUGUCCCCAGAAAGUAUUAUCACCUCAUGCGUGUCGGACGACCUGGCUUGAUACCCGUCAGCCCCUGAAGUUAUGCUUCCCCCUAAUCCUCCCCUAAUCCGUCCAAUCUCAUGUCCAGCACACAACCAGUCACCCCCACCUACUGACACAGACUUUCACCCCCGCGUAAACGACACACCGCGACUGACGCUCUCCGCGAACGGACGCUUAUCUCUGUUGCAAGCAAACAGUCAACUUACGGUAAUCUGCCCUGUGUACAGAAUAAACUAGUCCUCACAGCUCCCUGACUUCUGUCUUUAGACGAAACGAACUUACUGUGCGUGGUUUAAGUUGAUCUCACAUCCUUGACCGCCACAAGGUCACAGUUAUUAAGACCACUCAGUUCACCGCGGCAUGGUUCUGUUGGGGCUGAUGAAGCUAAAGGAAUCAAUAUCACCAGGCCCCGAUGAGAUUCCGACGAAGAUUUUGAAGAAACUCACCAGUGAGUUGGCUAAUCCACUCGCUAAGCUUUUCCAUACAUCCUUCGAGGCCGGAUGUCUGCUGGCCGACUGGAAGUCAGCGUGGAUUACGUCGCCGUAUGAGGGCGGAAGUUGGGUAUUUGCAAACAAGUACAGACCGAUCAGCCUUACCCCCAUUUGCUGCAAGAUUAUAGAGACAAUAACUAAGCAACAGUUAAUGUAGUUCCCUGAAUAAAGGCAUCUUCUUUCCGAUUUUCGGCAUGGAUUCCGCAAAGACAGGUUCUGUGUGACAAACUUGCUCUACCGUCUGGAACACUGGACUCGGGCUGUUGAUAGAGGGGAUAUGGUACAUGCGGUCUAUAUCGACCUCAAGAAGGCCUUCGAUAGUGUGCCUCACCAUCGCCUUCUGUACAAACUCAACCGUAUAGGCAUGCGAUGCAAUCUUCUGAUGUGGAUUCGAAACUUUUUACUCGGCGGCUCUUAAGCUGUCCACGUCGGUGACUAGCAGUCUGCGGAGGUUGCCGCUAAGCGUAGUGUUUCCCAAGGCUCCGUUCUUGACUCUACGCUGUUCAUUAUAUACGUCAAUGACUGUGCAAACGAAGUGAAUGGCGAUAUCGUAAUGUUUGCUGGUGAUAUAACUGCCUGGAGUACCAUAAGAAAUGAAAUUGACGAGGCGCGAUUGCAGACAAACCUAGACCGCCUCGAGUAAUAGUCAAACGACUGGCUUUUACCGUUUACCGCAAACAAGUGUAAAUUCCUACGGGUCGGCGGAAGCAGUUCUCCUAACCGCAUAGUCUGCCGCCCGACUGAAAAAUAAUUACAAGAAAUCAACGUUCAGAAGGACCUGAGUGUGUGGAUCACAACCUCGCUCAAGCCUUCCCUGCACUGCUCAAAGGUACCCAAGUUCGCGAUGUCCAUCCUAUACCUCGUCAAACGGGCAUUUUCUUACUUUUAUAAAGUUGGCUUCGUCAAGGUCUUUCAAACUUUUGUGUGACUGCAUCUGGAGUUUGCUAUCCAGGCAUGGAGGCCCUGGGUUGCUAAAGACCUUAACAUACUCCAAAAAGUUCAACGGCGUGAAACGAAACUUGUAACUGGACAGCGGCCACUACCCUACGAAGCGCGAUUAGCUAAUAUUGACCCCUUUCCUUGGAGUUACAGACAGCUACGUGGUGAUCUUAUACAAGAUUUUCGCAUCUUGCGCAAUCAGGACUGCUGUCUGGUAUCGGGAGACUUCUUCGAGUUGGCGACUAUGGCUAACUUGGGAGGCCAUCCACUCCAAAUACGUGUGACUGGUGCCCGGCUAGACACACGGAGGUGAUUCUUCGCCAACAGAGUGCUUGCAGCUUGGAAUGCUUUGUCUGAGGACGUUGUUUUGUCUGGAUCUGUAGAAACUUUUAAAAGGAGGUUGGAUAAACAUUGGGGUGCGCACCACAAUGCCACACGACCGCAACCGUCUUGAUAGCCAACGUUAACAAUUUAUUUUAUUAAUUUAGUGAACCAUGGCGCACACCUCGACUCGCAUUUAUCAUGAUGCUUAUAGACUACAAAUCUUAUUAAUUUUCCUGUAGCCUAGGUGUGCUUCAGAUAUCUACUGUAUUGAACCCCAAACAGAAUUCAUGUAUAAUGGUAGGGGGCGAUCACCGAUCGUUCAUACGGAACUCACUCGUUCCGUUGUGCCUUAAGGGCUCUCUCUCGAGCCCAACCAGCAGCCGCACAGGGGCGCAUGAUAUAUAGGCAGAAUGGUAUUACCGACAAAGGCAAGGGAGACUGGAAUGGCCAUUUCUGGCUCGAGAGAGAGCCCUUAAGGCAUAGCGGAACGAGUGAGUUCCGUAUGAACGAUCGGUGAGCGCCCCCUACCGUUGUAUAUUCCCGAUCGUAAACCGACAGGGCAACGGGCUCGUGGCCCAGUGAGUAGAGGCGUGGACUCCUAACCAACAGGUCGCGAGUUCGAGGCUCGGGUGUUCCACACUUCGGGCUUGGGUAUGGCUGACUGACGACGGCUAAUAAGCCAGAAAUGGCCAUUCCAGUCUCCCUUGUUUUUGUCGGCAAUACCAUUCUGCCUAGAAUUCAUGUAUCUUCUAAUACUGAAAACGCAUAAAAUACUGUGUUCAUCUGUACAGGUUUUGAUAUUCUCCUUGUGUUUCUUUCAUGUUGCUUCAUUUCCACUUUUCCGCAUACUUCCUCUACGUGUAGCAAAUGGGGAUUUCAAAGGUAUACACCUACUUCUUCUCGGAUAGACUGCAGUGAGCUGAAUUACUCGAAACAUCAGACUCCCCGUUGAACUCCUCUUCAUAUUUUAUCAUGCCACCAGCUAAUUACACUUUUACCACUAUUGGUGCGGAUUACGCGCCAGGCGCUUCAAAUGGGUCAUUGUUGCGAGAAACCUGUCCUCCGACAGGCCGUGACCCAUGCACAGCUCCAUUUCCUUUACAGAUGCCUGCCAACUAUGUUAUACUAAAAUGCCCCCGCUACUAGCCCCCUUUCAACACGGAGUUAGAAAAACAAACGACGGUUCGUCAUAGUCGGCGAAUGACAAGGGUGCUCAUAUAAGACUGUCACCUUCGGCUAGGGAAAUACGCAUGGUGUUGCGAAAUCCAAGAGGCUUGCUACACGCCGCUAUGAUAGAUCGACUGCUAUCACCUUGGAGAACACCCUAAUGUCAUUGGGAAAACAGAAGCAUGCUAACGGGGAUGCAGACUUAUCGGUAAAGUUAAUGGCACUGCAGAUCUCAAGAUCUCAGAAGACUGAACAAAGGUUAGUACACAACCUCCAGUAUAAAGGUCUUAUCGAGGUUCUAACACAAUUCUACAACGUUGAUCUGGUUUUAACACAACUGACGCUGAUCCGACUACCUUUAUUGCUUCUUUCGAAUAGGUGCUACGCCAAACGAAGUCACAGACAAGGCAGAGGACCUAUUUCACCGUCAUGUGCCUUCACUGCUCAUGUCGCGCCAAAAACCUUCUGCUGAGGGAGGAGCAAAAGGCUCUGAUGGAGUUAAAAACCGACACCGAAAUAGUUAUUCUGCCUGCUGACAAGGACCAGUUAACCGUUAUCCUCAACAAGGAAACUACUGAAGCAAAUUCCCCAUGCUCCUCAACGAUCGGGAGGCCUACAAAAUCAGCAACGCCGCCAGUGUAA
Molecule: messenger RNA, 33641 nt
Organism: Spirometra erinaceieuropaei
Lineage: Eukaryota; Metazoa; Platyhelminthes; Cestoda; Diphyllobothriidea; Diphyllobothriidae
Source: the annotation of a GenBank genome assembly